Messenger RNA from Dictyostelium discoideum AX4, 372 nucleotides. RefSeq lists its product as hypothetical. The transcript is spliced from 2 exons. The coding region runs from base 1 to 372 and encodes 123 amino acids. NCBI's taxonomy places the organism in Eukaryota, Evosea, Eumycetozoa, Dictyosteliales, Dictyosteliaceae. The record is from RefSeq and is a predicted model, not a curated record. Gene Ontology annotation, cellular component: mitochondrion.
AUGCAAAGAUUUUAUAAAUUUUUAAAUAUUGAAAAACCAAUGAACCAUUCAGAGUUAUUGAAAGCAUUUUCAAUGCAAAAGAUUUAUUUACAUGAUGCUAAGAAAGUCACUAUUCUCACAUCAAAAAAAGGUGGUGGUUUAUCAGCACCUAGAAUUUUCAAAUAUAAAUUCUUAGAACCAAUCAUAUUUUGGAAUAAGGACGUUCACUUUGAAUAUCAAAAAAAAUUUGAUACUGAACCACGUGUUUUAGUUGAAAAUCUUAAUGGAAGUGAACACACCAUUCCAAUCAAUUCAAAAAAUGCCGAUCAAAUUUUAGAAGAAAUUUUAAGAGCUACAAAUGGAAAAAGAGUCGAUGUUAACAUUCCAAUUUAA